GUCACACUAUUAAGAGGAGUGUUGUCCUUCCCAUAGUCAAACUUCGUGCAAACUGAAAAAACCCAAACCCAAAGCAACACGCAUUUUACACUUCUGCAAAUGAUCACUUUGUGAUGGUGGUUACUGUCAAUGGCGGAUCCGUACAGAACGAACCCUCACCCUCACGCUUCUUCUUCACCUCUCGAAUCCGAAGACAUGUCUUCUUUCUUCCUCAAUUUUCUUCAAAAUUCAUCUGCUUCCACGUCAGCGGCUGCGGCUGGGUUCUAUCACCGAUCGGCGCCGGAAACGGCGGCUGAUUCAUCAUCUAACCUCAAUUUCUCCGAUCCCGGCCGAUUUUAUGCGGCGGAGUUUAAAGAAGGCGUUGAGAAUGUGUUUGCUUCAGCUGGCCUCGGGGAUUGUGACGCCAUGGAUUCAGCUAAUAGGAGAGAGUUUCUCGAAGAUGACAAGGUCGAUAAUUUCGGUUUUAGUAGCGAGGAAUGCGAUGGACUUGACAUGCCAGCUAAUCAGAAUCAUUCACGUUCCUCCAAGAGGAGUAGAUCUGCUGAAGUUCAUAACUUAUCCGAAAAGAGGAGGAGGAGUAGGAUCAAUGAGAAACUGAAAGCACUGCAGACUCUAAUCCCAAAUUCUAACAAAACAGACAAGGCAUCUAUGCUUGAUGAAGCCAUUGAGUAUCUGAAGCAACUUCAACUGCAAGUUCAGAUGCUUACCUUGAGGAACGGAUUGAGUUUAUACCCGGGAUAUGUCCCUGGGUCUUUGCAGUCAGUGCAACUUCCAUCUGGUAAUGAAUUUGAUGGGAGAAGUUUUAUGCUGAGUGCAAAUGGAGGAGCCACACUUCCUGGGAAUCGAGAAGUGCCGCAGACUGCAUUUGCAAUUUCCAAUCAGAAUCUAUCAGGCAAACCAACAAUAACGUCAAAUAAUGCAGAAAACUCACUAGCUUUAGAAACUACGAUUCAGAAUCAUUAUGGACUUCUUAACCAUUUAGCAUCUUCUAAGGACAUAUGCCGGGGCGAUACACUAUCAAGAUUGCAUUUAGAUAUGAGUUGCUCCGGAAACAAUUCCUCUUCAGGGGUGUCUUCUUAACCAAAAUCUAUAAAGAUCAAGUACUCGAUGAGUUGGUGUAGAUGGAAUUAACUGGUGAUACUGUGAAACUCCAAUUGUUUUUACAUCUCAUUAAGUUAAAAUAUUUGCCUAAUGGUCGCUGAGAUAUCCUUAAUUGUUGUGCUCAAUGAGCAUAAACGGAACUGUGCUUUUGCAACUGCUGAAACUUGAAUUUGACAAGAUAACUAGUUGUUGACAAAAUAACCUUUCAAGCUUUUUAGAUGCUUGUAGUGUUGGACGUUUCAAGUUCUUCCACUAUCAUACUAGAAAAUGAAGAUAUACUACUGUUUUAAAUGCCUG
Molecule: messenger RNA, 1398 nt
Organism: Nicotiana attenuata
Lineage: Eukaryota; Viridiplantae; Streptophyta; Magnoliopsida; Solanales; Solanaceae
Product: transcription factor SPATULA-like
Exons: 6
Coding region: 130-1080 (316 amino acids)
Cellular component (GO): nucleus
Molecular function (GO): protein dimerization activity
Source: RefSeq, a predicted model, not a curated record